UUUACACAGCAAGAUAUGCAGAAAAAACAAUCAAGAGAGACACAAAUCUACAGUAAUAGGAGCUGCACCUCCCGGUGUGGAAACCAUUUACAGAGGCUUUACAGAAUUAUUUCAGGGAGCCAGAUUUUCUGUGUAAUCCCAAAGCAAGGCACCACGGCGGCCCUCAGACCCCUUGUGAAGCCCAAGAUCGUCAAAAAGAGGACAAAGAAGUUCAUCCGUCACCAGUCAGACCGAUAUGUCAAAAUUAAGCGCAACUGGCGGAAACCUAGAGGCAUCGACAACAGGGUGCGGAGAAGGUUCAAGGGCCAGAUCUUGAUGCCCAACAUAGGUUAUGGAAGCAACAAAAAGACAAAGCACAUGCUGCCCAGUGGCUUCUGGAAGUUCCUGGUGCACAAUGUUAAGGAGCUGGAGGUGCUGCUGAUGUGCAACAAAUCUUACUGUGCAGAGAUUGCUCACAAUGUCUCCUCCAAGAACCGCAAGGCCAUUGUGGAACGAGCAGCCCAGCUAGCCAUCCGAGUCACCAACCCCAAUGCCAGGCUGCGCAGCAAAGAAAACGAGUAGAUGGCUCGUGUGUUUAUUUGUGCUUAAAUAAAAUCACAAAAACUGCAAAAAAAAAAAAAAAAAAAGAA
Cavia porcellus (domestic guinea pig) is the source of this 629-nucleotide messenger RNA. Its product is annotated as large ribosomal subunit protein eL32-like. Bases 16 to 561 code for a protein of 181 amino acids. NCBI's taxonomy places the organism in Eukaryota, Metazoa, Chordata, Mammalia, Rodentia, Caviidae. The transcript has a single exon. Gene Ontology annotation, cellular component: cytosolic large ribosomal subunit; ribosome. Gene Ontology annotation, molecular function: structural constituent of ribosome. Gene Ontology annotation, biological process: translation. The record is from RefSeq and is a predicted model, not a curated record.